Micropterus salmoides (largemouth bass) is the source of this 2369-nucleotide messenger RNA. RefSeq names its product potassium channel tetramerization domain containing 6b (gene kctd6b). Gene Ontology annotation, molecular function: protein binding. The transcript has 2 exons. Gene Ontology annotation, biological process: protein homooligomerization. The record is from RefSeq and is a predicted model, not a curated record. Bases 718 to 1404 code for a protein of 228 amino acids. NCBI's taxonomy places the organism in Eukaryota, Metazoa, Chordata, Actinopteri, Centrarchiformes, Centrarchidae.
UUCUGAUAAAGACAUGUUGGCUGAUUUUUAUGAUAAGUCCACCCUGUUCCCACUUUAGUUUACAUCUAGCGUCUGAAACUAACCCUGGACUCACACAGGGAACACCUUUGCUGCAGUUUCGUUCUGUGCUUUGCCCAGCAUCAACUCACACUGACUAAGCGUUUCAGGAGUGGAGUGUUGUAGCCUGCCCCACAUUGUUGACUUGUUGUUAAUUUGUUCUUUUUGUAUUUUACAACCGGGAACAGUUCUCUGCAACCCAGUUUUGUUCCGUCCUCUGCACGGCUUCAUAGCCCACAGGGAGCAUUUCAGAGUGUUUUGCCUGCCUGAUUUUGCAGACUUAUUCAAAUUUGGUAAUUAGUCUUUCAUUUUUAUGCUUCUACCAUGGUUAAGUAGGCUACAUAGCUAAAUUGUUUUUCUUUUUUUGUCUGUUUUAAUCGUGUGUUUUGUUGGUUUUUUCAAUUGGGAUUCUGCACAGGAUGUUUUAUUUUGAAAAUUGACUGGAUUUUCAAUGCUGUUCGGUGUCUGACUUCCUGCCUGGUUCAACUGCUCUGUGCUGCUUGAUGUGGCUUCCGUCAAAAAUAGACUCGCUGCGUAUUCUCCAAUGAGCAGAGAGCUGCUUCUGGGAAACGCUGCGGUGCACUUGUGACCUCAGCCAUUGACUAGAUUGGCUGCAGCGCAGCCGUAACAUGGCGCUGGCGUUCCCUGUGUGAGUCCAGGAUGACUACUCCCGUUACCUUGAACGUGGGAGGCCACAUGUACACCACCAGUUUAUCCACUCUGCAGCGCUAUCCAGACUCCAUGCUGGGUGCCAUGUUCCGGGGAGAUUUCCCCACAACUCGCGAUUCCCAGGGGAAUUAUUUCAUCGAUCGUGAUGGAACACUUUUCCGGUACAUCCUGAACUUUCUGCGAACGUCUGAGCUUACCCUCCCUGUGGACUUCACAGAGACAGACCUCCUCAGGAAAGAAGCAGACUUCUACCAGAUUGAACCUUUGAUCCAGUGCCUUAACGAUCCCAAACCGCUGUACCCUCCCGACAUCUUCGAGCAGGUUGUGGAGCUCUCUAGUACUCGGAAACUGUCAAAAUAUUCAAACCCAGUGGCUGUCAUCAUCACGCAGCUAACCAUAACUACAAAGGUUCACGGCCUGCUGGAAGGUAUUUCCAACAACUUCACCAAGUGGAACAAACACAUGAUGGACACCAGAGACUGCCAGGUUUCGUUCACCUUUGGACCAUGUGACUACCAUCAAGAGGUGUCCCUAAGGGUUAACCUCAUGGACUAUAUAAUGAAACAAGGCUUCACCAUCCGCAACACACGUGUGCAUCAUAUGAGUGAGCGCGCAAACGAGAACACGGUGGAGCAUCAUUGGACUUUCUGUAGGCCUGCUCACAAAGUUGAAGACUGAGUCGCAGCACAGUUGUUGUGUGUGACAUUACGGUUUGAUUUGUCUUCAUAUAACACAAAUCAUGAUUUUAAAUUAAAAAAAAAAAGAACAUAAUUGACCCCUUUUUCAGUUAUGUAUCACUUUUCCCCACAUAUUUUGAUCAAUAUGUGAUACAGAGUGCAAGGCUCAGUGUCCAGUUUGCAAAAAGACAGGGAAAUGACACUUAUUGAUUUAUUGCCCUGUUUGAAAGUUUGAUCUUUACUAUAAAAUUCUUAUCUGUGCUACCACUACAUAUUUCACUUACCUUGAAUAACUAAUACUUCGUUAAUGUUACGUCUACAAAACAGCUUUUCUUGUGAAGCAGAAAAACCCUAUAGCAAUGGUUUUAUCUAUUAAUACCCCAAUGAUGCUAAAAAAAAGUGUGGGUACGCUGAUUUUCAUCGGAAUAAUUGUGAUUGAAUGUGGUCCCAAUACCUGUGUCUGUUAUAAAGUGAUUGUAAACAGGUAGCCAUGAUUUGAGAAUACAUACAGUAUCAAAUCUACAUCUAAACAUGCAUUACUGUAAAUUUAAAUCACAAUUUGAGAGGAAAAGAUGAGUUUGUACCCCUAGACAAGCUGUCUUGGCCAUGUUUUGGACUAGAGACACUGAAAGAAUUUUUUGGGAUCCCAAGUAGUCGGGAGGGUACUUUUAAAAUAAUAAAUCUUGAUUAUCUUUAGCCCAAUUUCUUUCAAGUGAGUUAACAGUAGAUCUUAAAAUUAGUCUCUUAUCUCUGUAUUAUCUCCCUGUACGGUACUAUUUCUUAAGACCCUAGUUGUUGUUGCAUGUGUCGUGUGUGUGUGUGUGUGUGUGUGUGUGUGUGUGUGUGUGUGUAUUUGCUCUGUGCGCUUUGCAGUAUUAUGUCAGUGUUACACUUAAGAACUCAUAACAACAGUGAUGUGUUUGAUCAUUCCAGCUAAAAUAAACCCAUUUGUGUAUUUCUCAGUCA